This is a messenger RNA of Miscanthus lutarioriparius, 543 nucleotides long. Lineage: Eukaryota; Viridiplantae; Streptophyta; Magnoliopsida; Poales; Poaceae. The record is from the annotation of a GenBank genome assembly.
AUGCAUCCCCUCCUUCGCGUCGUCGUCCUUGUUGGACUCCUCUCCCUGCAGGCGUCCUGCUCCGCCUCCAGGGACACGGUGUCACCCGGCAACGGGCUCGCCGGCACCGGCAGCAGCAGCAGGCUCGUCUCCAACAACAGCAAGUUCGCGCUGGGCUUCUUCAAGCCGGACAUCACACCCUUCCACCACACCACCAGCAACCCCAACACGUACCACGGCAUAUGGUUCAACAAGGUCCCGAAGCUGGGCCCACUCUGGAGCGCCAACGGCGACAGCCCCGUGGUCGACCCCACCAUACCCAAGCUCGCCAUCUCCGGCGAUGGCAACCUGGACCAGACCACCAACUCCGUCAUCUGGUCCACCCGCGCGAACCCCACGACCAAUGACACCGUCGCCGUGCUCCUCAAUGACGGCAACCUCGUCCUGCGGAGCUCCUCCAACUCGUCCGCCGUCUUCUGGCAGAGCUUCGACUACCCGACGGACACCUUCUUCGAGAGGCCUCAAAUUCAAUUCAAUAAGGUGCCUCCUGUAGGUCUGAACUGA